AUGACGGACAUGAAACCAGUCCUUUUGUUGCUUCCCAAAGCUUUACUUAAAUCAUUUGCGAAUGUGAAUGAACUUCCGUUGUCCUAUCGUCAUUUAACUAAAGGAAGACAAUUUUCUAUAGGUGAUCAUAAAUUACGUGCUCGUCGUCAAAAUGAUUCAACAGCUGAACUGUAUUGCUUUCAAAAGAAUAGUAAAGGAAACGAAGCACAAUUAAUAUCAUCUCCAGUGGAAACAUAUUCAUUAAUUCAAGAUAUCGAUCCGCCAAUGGAUUGCGCACCUAAAGAAGUUACCUUUCGGCCAGAUUUUCCAACUGAUCUUAAACUUCGUUGUUUACCAUUCGGCUCAGAUGAACCGAAAGUCAAUGGUACAAAAACCAAAACAAAAAAGAAACGAAAACGUCUAGAAGAUUGA
Adineta ricciae is the source of this 411-nucleotide messenger RNA. Lineage: Eukaryota; Metazoa; Rotifera; Eurotatoria; Adinetida; Adinetidae. The record is from the annotation of a GenBank genome assembly.